ACAUGAUACUAACGUUUAUAUCACAUCUACUUGUCCUGAUCUGUGUUAACAGAAAACUGCUUCAAAAACUUGGGUAAACACUGCUCUCGUGAAAUGACACAACAUAUUUUUUUGUUUUGCUUAAAAUAUGCAGCAAGGCAUUUAUAAAACAGUGACACUUAGUCUAUGGCACAGUUCAUGAGUUUUUACAAAACAUGACUAGUAUUUGAGGUAAAGGUAAUAAACACUGUCUGUUUUGCAUAUGUUUUAACACAUAACGUCAUAGCUAUCAUUUGCGUGAUACUUUGAUUAAAACAAUGGCUUUAAGUUCACGAGGAAAAAAAAGGUGAACAAAACCAGAAUAAACAGCAGACAAAUUUAGCAAAAUUCACCAAACAGAUACAGCUACACUUAAAAUAGCGGCAUAUAAGCAAAGUGAAAUGAAGCCAACAUAACAGAAGGGCAAGCUAAAGUUUGGCUUAUUACUAGCUUUUUAAACGUUGGUUUUUUUGUAUUAGAAACCCUAGAAGUAAUGUACGUAAGGAAAAACAGAUGCAUGUACAUUCGUGUGAAAUACAAAACAAUGUAUAAAUGUUUACAAAGAGAAAACAAAUCAAAAUAUCAUCGGAAGUUUGAUUAAAAAACAAAUAUCUUUAUGACUUGCUAUGAAAUAAUGUCAUAAAGAAGGCUGUUCCUUUCUCUCGUCCCCCUGCCCCCCUCCUCUUUUGUGACGUCGGCAGUGUCUUCCGGUUUGCUCUCGCUCGGCUUCCCUCCCGCCGCUGGUGAGCAGCAUCAGCCGGCGGAGCAUCUGAAAUGACAGGGGGAGCUCGGAAGCAGCGGCACCAGGGUCUGUUUUAAAGAAAACACACUUUUAAACCGACCCCGCGUCAUCGUUGACCGUUUCAACCCAGGGGGGUAAAAACCGGGGGCAGAGGCGGAAUGGACACGUUUGAGACGACUUUGUCAUGAAGAGGCGGAUCUUCUGCUGGAGACGAGUUUCUUUCACUGCGCGGUGUUUGUAUACUGUACGUGGAAGUACACACACUAUUUCCUUCCAUCUCUCAGCCACACGACCGGUUUAAUGUUUUAUAAGAAGGAUUUUUAAAGAGAAAUUGGAAUUUUUGCACCACAUUUCGUGCCGCAGCUCCAUUUUUCAACUAGCCGUGUUUGGAGGGGAUUCCUUCAGAUGGGGCUUUAGCCGCCACGCAUUUAAACCCGCAGCUGCCCUCCUUCUCCUUCGCCUUUUAUUCUGAUUUGAAUGGAUUUUUUAGAAGUAUGUCUCAUCUAAAAGUACUUUGAGCCACAAUGAAGCCUGAUUUUGUUGGGAUUUUCCACGCUCCUGUCAGGUUCUGUGUCACACGCCUGAGCUCCAGCUGUUAGCCGCCGGCGCGUUUGCAAACAAGUCUGACUGCGGGAUUUUCUCUCCUUCUUCUUCUUCUUCUGUUGCUGCAGUACAUCACUGAUUUUUUAAUCAUAAGACUCGGAAAUCCCCUUUAUUCAGCCUUCAUUUCGUUGUGAUUUUAUUUUAUUUUUUAAUAUUUUUGCCUGUGCCAGACCAGAUCAACACCACUUCCUCCCACGGACACCACGGUUUUAGAUUUUUACCAUGAGUUUCCAGCACCAGCUGCUCAAUGUCCUGCUACGUGGACUCGUCAUCUAUGCGGUACUGGGUUUGGAAUUCACGCAAGCCCACGGACAGCCCGGCAGCCACACGACUGAUGCUGCAUCUCUAGCCACCACAGACCCCUGCCUCAUUGUGAUGCCCCCAUGCAUGGGCGACGACGACCGCUUCAGUCUGGAGGCGUUGCGGCACAUCCACAAACAGCUGGAUGAUGACAAUGAUGGAGGAAUAGAAGUCAACGAAAGUGUAGAGUUUAUCAUUGAAGACAUGAAGCAGCAGCAAACCAACAAACACAGCAACCUGCACCGUGAAGACCAGCACAUCACUGUGGAGGAGCUGUGGAAGGGCUGGAAGACCUCUGAAGUCCAUAACUGGACCAUGGAGGACACGGUGCAGUGGCUGAAGGAGUCGGUGGAGCUGCCACAGUACGAGAAGAACUUCAGAGACUUCCACGUCACUGGGAACACCUUACCUCGAAUAGCUGCCAAUGAGCCGUCGUUUAUGUCCAUGCAGUUGAAGAUUUUAGACCAGCGACACAAACAAAAACUGAACCUGAAGGCCCUGGACGCCGUGCUGUUUGGUCCACCUUUACGUCCACAGCAUAACUGGACCAAGGACUUUGUCCUCAUGGUUUCCAUAGUGAUCGGUGUGGGAGGCUGCUGGUUUGCAUAUGUGCAAAACAAGUCCAGCAAGGUGCACAUUUCUCAGAUGAUGAAGGACCUGGAGAGUCUGCAGCACGCUGAGCAGAGCCUUUUAGACUUGCAGAGUCGACUGGAAAAAGCUCAGGAGGAGAACAGAACGGUGGCCGUAGAGAAGCAGAACCUGGAGCAGAAAAUGAGGGACGAGAUCAAUGGUGCCAAAAAGGAGGCUUACAGGCUUCGAGAGCUCAGAGAGGGAGCCGAGUGUGAGCUGAGCAGACUCAAGUAUGCCGAGGAGGAGCUGGUCCAGGUACGGAAAGCCCUGAAGCGAGCAGAGAAGGAGAUGCAGUCAGAGCGCUCUGUGCCUGAAGCUCUUCAGAAGUGGCUCCAGCUCACGCACGAGGUGGAGGUUCAGUACUACAACAUCAAGAAACAGAACGCUGAGUUUCAGCUCUACGUCGCCAAAGAUGAGGCAGAGAAAAUCAAAAAGAAGAGAACCUCUGUGUUUGGAACUCUUCAUGUAGCCCAUAGUUCAUCCCUGGAUGAAGUGGACCAUAAAAUACUGGAGGCCAAGAAAUCCCUGUCAGAGGUGACGGCGUGCUUGAGAGAGCGUCUCCACCGCUGGCAGCAGAUUGAGAAACUCUGUGGUUUCCCAGUGGUCAGUAACUCUGGGCUGCCCAGUCUCACAGCCAGCCUCUACUCUGACCACAGCUGGGUGGUCAUGCCGCGGGUGUCAGUGCCUCCGUACCCCAUUGCAGGAGGAGUGGACGACCUGGACGAAGACACCCCCCCCAUCAUUCCACAGUUCACCACAGCUACCCUGGUCCGACCCGCACUUACACGGAACAGCAGUCUGUGUCGUUCCCGUCGGAGCCUGUUGAGUUCCCCCCAGUCAUCGCUGAUGUCUCCAGACCCUGACCUGCUCUCCAUGGCCAGCUCCACCCUCUCCUAUCACACUGAGGCCGACGACGAUCAGCUCAUGUUCAGCACCGAUAGGAGGGGGUACGUAGCGGCCGUCAGGACACCACGGAAUGUUGUUAAAGUUUGGAAUCACAGGGAACCACCUCAGGAAGUUUGUGCCGACACAGACUCCUUCACCUCCUCCAUGGUUCUGAACAAGCAGCUUCACAACGCUGUCACUCCAGGAUCAGAGCUCCCCUACCGCAAGAUCUCCCGAGAGGAGCUGCUGCUGUUGGGCCAGAGUCCAGGUUACUUCUUCUCCAACCACACCACCACCACCACCAGCAGCAGCAGCAGCAGCAGCAGCAGUCUCAGAGACUCCACGCCUCCUCCUCUCCCUCCCACCCCGGCCACUACACCCUCAGGCCCGCCCUCCACUUCGCCCUCCCCCGCACUGGAACACCACCCCUUUGCUCACAGAGGCUCACCCGACCUCACCAGCAUCAUUACCAAGAGCGCCACCUUCUCCCAGGGGGCCGUGGCCUCUCCCGCGGGGAAGGGCAUGUACAACGGUGUCCUGGAGAAGUCCUACAGCUUCGGCCAGCUGCCCGCCAGCAUGCUCCCCAACGUGGGCCGCAACCCGUCUAUAACCUCCCUGGACUCAGAGGGCCGGAGCAUGGGAAGGGAGUACAAGUUACAGAGCACCUCCCCGCAAGACUCCACCGAGAACGGGGAGAAAAAGCGCUCAAAACUUAAAAGUUUAUUUAAAAAGAAAAAAUAAUAGUGAGUUGGGGUGAGGGAGUGUGAGUGUGAGGGAGUGUGAGAGGUACAGAGUGGUGUUGGUUCUAACAAAGGGACAGGGCUGUAGAUGCUGAGAGCUGCGUCUUCUCUCUUCUGUUUUCCUCCUUGUCAUCAGAGAUGGAACGGAGCUCAGGCUGGAUGCCGUCAAACACUCCAGACUGCGAGCCUUAUUUUCCAGUAAUGCCUUUUUUUUUUAGUUCACUCACAGCAGAGGCUGCAAAACAGUUCAAAUCAGAAGUCUUCUGUUAGUGACGUCUUCAACACACAGAGUGUGGACAGGAGAAGGAGACUAAAACCUUUGGUCCAGCAUGGACCAGUGUCCUUGUUCUUGGUGUUGGUAGUCCAACUGUUUCCUACUCUGACAUCUCUCCAGUAGGACAAUGUUGGAUCAAAUGUUUUUAUUUCUUCUUCUUCUCCCGCCGACUGUUGUUGUCGAACUACAACCACAGCUCCGUGUGUUGAAAGCCUGUUCUUCCAUGUUGUUACUUUGCCUUUGAACCAAAAAGUUACUAGGUUUCAAAAGUGUUUUUGCUGUUGCUGCUCCUACUGAAAGCAUUUCAGAUCUACUUCCAGUAGAGGGAGCCACUGUGUCCUGAAGUAAAAGGUCAGAUCUCAAAGUGUUUUUAACUGUUUCUUUCACCCGGUGAAACCCGUAACUCCUUAACUAGUGUAUUUAAUUCAUUUCUUUUGGUGAAAAUGGAGAAGAUAAUCAUGUUAAAAGUUUUUUGCACUAAUGCUUUCCUGGUGUAUUUAGGAAAGAAAUGAGAGAAAUGUCUGUGAAGGCUCUCAUCCAUCCAGGUCCUUUUCAUCCGACCAAUGAAGUUUAGAAGUUUAAGUUUUUGACGACUUCACCUCAUCAUCUCACGAAGCUUCUUCAUUUCUCACUGACUGUUAGGAAUUCUAAGGUUUUUAGUCUCGGCCACUUUUUCAAAGAGUGUCUCCUCAGUGCUGCCCUCCUCAGGCCUGGACAGGUUAUUUAAACUACAUUUUCCUAUUAUUUGAACCAUUUAAAUUAAACAUAACAUUAUUAAUACAAUUAUUAUGUUUAAAUGGAAAUAUCAAGGAUACCUUUUAGGUUUUGGGCAGUUUUCUUUUAACCUACUCACUAAUUUUGGCCUUAGAUUUAGUUUUCCUUUGGCCAGUUUUUAAAUGUUAAUUCAUGUGUAUUAGCCUGUACUUUGGGCUAAGUGUUAGCUCAGUAUCAGGCAAAGGCUAGUCAGGAAAUAAAAUAAAUAAAGGUUUCCAGUAAGGAACAAUAAAAUUACAUUUGAAUCUAAAUCCUUUUUGGAAGGAAAAUGUAAAAUGCAACACAGUACAUGUCUGAAGGCCAUGGUUGGCCCUAGAGCCACUCUUUGAAAACAUUGUAUCAACUUAUCCUAUUGGACGGUUUAACCUUCCUGUUGUCCUUCGCAUUUUUGUACACACCCCUCGUCCAUGCAGUUAAUUUUCAUCCUGUCCCUGAAUAUGAAUGAAUAUGAGGAGAAGUUGGUACAAUCCGUGCAGUACAGGAGCAUGCACACGCACACACAAAAGCAGAUUGGGUCUAGAUGACCUACAGGGUCACCUAGGACCGAAGGACUGCACGAGGGUUAAAGAGUAACAGCAGCCAGUUCUCCUGUUAGCUAACUCUUCAUCGUUACUUGACAAACUGCAUCCUGUAGCCAUAAAACAAACGGUUGUUUCUGUGUCUGUUCCCCGGUCUUUUGUCUGGUUUUACCUGAAACUACCAGAAGGUUUUGUGCUUGUAUCUGUCUGUAGGUGGCGUGCCACGGUCAUGUCAUAUGAAUGUUACCUGAGAGUCAGGGAGCUGAGACUGUAGCAGCAGUGUCACUGUUGUUUGUGUUUGUGUUUCUUCCUUCUCCUCUGUACUGUGUGGGAGUGGCCUCUGUCUCCAGCUACACUUUUGUUUUGUUUUUUUAAAUCAAAUGAAAUAUUUUUGUCCCCUCUCCUCUAACUUACCAAGUACUGAGCUCCAAAAGCUGACCCAUGCAAUACAGUGGUGUCCUUCACCUCUGGGUCUGCACCGAGCUCUGAUGUCAAGAGUCUCUGCUUCACACUGUGAUUUCUGCCUUUUUACCCCGUCCUUCGUCCCAGACUGAGCUGAUGCCCAGUGGGUCAGGACCAUGUGCAUGUGGCGUGACCAGGGGAGAACCAGGGGCCUCUCUUUUUAACAAAGAAAAGGAAUAUAUAUAUAUUUAUAUGUAUAUUUGUACAUGUAUCAUGUAUAAAUAUAUACAUAAAUAUAUUUAUACACAUAUAUAUUCAUGUAUACUUGUACCUGUAUCAUAUGAAAUAUUUGGAAGGUUCCUGAGAAAACAAACAGCACACAGUGAAGGAAAUGAAGGACAGACCUGAAAGACGAUGGAAUCGAAUGUUUACGACACACAGGUUUUUCUUUUCUUUUUUUCUGAAAACAUUUUGUUUGUGAAUAUUUGUAUAUUGUAGAAGAAUUCAUUAAAUAUCUGAGGCAUUGCAGA
Molecule: messenger RNA, 6416 nt
Organism: Cynoglossus semilaevis (tongue sole)
Lineage: Eukaryota; Metazoa; Chordata; Actinopteri; Pleuronectiformes; Cynoglossidae
Gene: stim2b
Product: stromal interaction molecule 2b
Exons: 12
Coding region: 1586-3919 (777 amino acids)
Biological process (GO): store-operated calcium entry; activation of store-operated calcium channel activity; intracellular calcium ion homeostasis
Cellular component (GO): endoplasmic reticulum; plasma membrane
Molecular function (GO): calcium channel regulator activity; calcium ion binding; protein binding
Source: RefSeq, a predicted model, not a curated record